AUGGGUAAAGGAACGGACAAACUCUACAUCACGCACUCCGAGUGGGCAUCGGAGGAUGCAUUCUCUGCCAGCGCAGGCGCUGGGGUCGCCAAAGCCCGCCAGAGUGGCUCCCAUGCGACGUUCAAGCGAUUACCAUUUAACUUCUGCUCUCUCUCCCUACAACCUUUCUCGCACCCUGUGUGCACGCAGUCCGGAACCAUCUUCGACCUCACCAACAUCCUGCCGUGGAUCAAGAAGCACGGGACGAAUCCAGUCGACGGAUCGCCGUUGAAGAGUUCAGAUCUGAUCAAGCUCACCAUCGCCAAGAAUGAGGACGGCGAGUAUGUCGACCCGGUGACAUACAAGGUUUUGACGGAUAAUACUCACAUUGUCGCGCUACGAAAUACUGGCAAUGUGUUCGCUUGGGAUACUGUGGAGCGACUGAAUAUCAAGGGGAAGAUGUGGCGCGACCUCGUCACCGACCAAGAGUUCACCCGCAAGGACAUCAUUACUCUACAGGAUCCACAAAAUAUCCAGUCACGAAAUCUCAGUUCGUUCAAAUAUCUGGAACAAGGCCACACGGACAUCCCAGGGCAGAGCCAGCCCUCAGGGACGGUUAAUACGGAUGCAUUGGGAAGCUCGGCAAAAAUCCUGAAAGCAAAAGAGGCAGUGGCAAAGGCGCGCGCCGAACGUGCCCAGCAGCAGGCUGGUUCCGCUGCUUCCAAGGCAGGCUCAAAACUCGGAGCUCUGGGAUUGAAUGCGACGAAGCCGGGAAGUUCUCAGUCGAGCAAGCCUACCCCGUACAAUGCAGCCCGCUUUACGACCGGCAAAGCCGCUGCCUCCUUCACAAGUACCGGACUAACACCUCAUACUUCCGCUGAAUUGGCGUUGCUCUCGGAGGAAGAAUAUAUGCUGAAGCGGGGUCGUAUCAAGGCCAAAGGCUACGCCCGCAUUGAUACGACUGCUGGGCAUUUGAACGUGGAGUUAUAUCCGGAGUAUGCCCCCAAAGCUGUUUGGAAUUUCAUCCAGCUCGCCAAAAAAGGGUACUAUAAAGAUGUCGUUUUCCACCGGAACAUCAAGGGCUUUAUGAUCCAAGGUGGUGACCCCACCGGUACUGGUCGGGGUGGUGAGAGUAUUUGGGGCAAAUAUUUUGCCGAUGAAUUUGAAGGGCCGUUGAAGCAUGAUGGACGAGGUACACUCAGCAUGGCCAACAAAGGCAAGAAUACAAACAGCAGUCAAUUCUUCUUUGCAUAUCGCGCCCUUCCCCAUCUGGACCGAAAGCACACUGUCUUUGGGCGACUGAUCGACGAUCCCUCGCCCUCAUCCACGACCCUCAAUGCCCUUGAAAUACACCCGGUCGAAGCAAAUACCAAUCGACCUGUCCCCGAGGUUCGAAUCAAAGAGGUAACUGUCUUUGUUGACCCGUUUGAAGAUUUCCUCACCCAGAAGCGCGCCGAAGGAGCGACCGAAACGGGCGGUGGAGAUGCUGCCAGGGAUGAGGUCGAACAUCAAGUGGAUGAUGAUCGUGUCACCUGGACUGGCAAACGUGUUCGUAGUGCAGGGACAGGUCCGUCCCCCGAAGGUUCCGGUGGCGUUGGCAAAUAUUUGAAAGCUGCGCUUGCCGAGCGCAUUCAGGAGGAAGAUGAAAUUGUGGAAUAUGUGGAUGAUGAGCCUGAGCCUGAACCCGUGCGCAAAAAAGCAAAGGGGACAGGUGGCUUUGGUGACUUCAGUUCGUGGUAA
Penicillium oxalicum is the source of this 1719-nucleotide messenger RNA. RefSeq names its product PPIL2 family peptidylprolyl isomerase. The record is from RefSeq and is a predicted model, not a curated record. Bases 1 to 1719 code for a protein of 572 amino acids. Gene Ontology annotation, biological process: protein polyubiquitination; protein peptidyl-prolyl isomerization; protein folding. The transcript is spliced from 4 exons. Gene Ontology annotation, molecular function: peptidyl-prolyl cis-trans isomerase activity; ubiquitin-ubiquitin ligase activity. Lineage: Eukaryota; Fungi; Ascomycota; Eurotiomycetes; Eurotiales; Aspergillaceae. Gene Ontology annotation, cellular component: catalytic step 2 spliceosome.